AUGAAAGUUCUCAAGUGCAUCGCAGAGAUGAUCACCCUCGCCUCCAUGUUUCUAGUGUCUUCUGGACAAAAUCCGAUGACGGUGCUUUGCUCUAUAGACUGGUUGAUGGUCUCAGUACACCCCUUCCUGUUGAACAGUGAUGUGUAUGUCCACUUCCAUGAGUUACACCUGGGCGAUGGUUGUCCUCCCAAUCAUGUUCAGCCAUAUGCCUACCAGUUCACCUACCGUGUUACUGAAUGUGGCAUUAAGGCCAAGGUCAUCUCUUAUGACAUGAUUCUCUACAGCACUGAUUUGCACUAUAUUUCUAAGGGCACUUCAUCCAAACAAGUGAUUCCAGUGUCAUGCGCUACCCACCAAAAGUCCCCAUGGCUCACUAAACCCUGCCCCACAAAAUUAGCCAGUGGGGAAGGGACCAAAGAUGAGAACGGUGACACAUACUACAAUGUGUUUGAGUUGCGCCAGCCCAGCCAAAGUUCCAACUGUGAUUGUCCGCCUUGUGUCUUAAACGAGGAAGGGCGGGCCCAGCCAGGGGCUCAGGGUGGCGUAGCAGGGCACUUUUCUUCCAUUGUUGAUUUUUCUGAGGAUUGGUGCCUUAACUCAGAUAAUCUGAUUGACUUCAUGUGA
This is a messenger RNA of Condylura cristata (star-nosed mole), 624 nucleotides long. It is a transcript of the gene PLAC1, whose product is annotated as placenta-specific 1. The record is from RefSeq and is a predicted model, not a curated record. The transcript has a single exon. NCBI's taxonomy places the organism in Eukaryota, Metazoa, Chordata, Mammalia, Eulipotyphla, Talpidae. The coding region runs from base 1 to 624 and encodes 207 amino acids.